AUUACCACAACCUGUUUGACAGGCAGGCACCAAGAGGAGGUGAGAAGAGAGACAGAAAACAUAUAUCGUUGUUUCUGUUGCAAGCGAACGAAAGAUCAAUAUUUAACACAGAAUUUGUCGCUUGAAUUAAACUAGAAGAAAAAAAAAAACCAAGCCUGCUGUAUAUCAGACGAGAUUUCCUGACUAUACGUUAGCCUAGAUUUGGAGGUACGCGGCCACAGUGUGCGAAGGGCUAGCUAACUGUUAGCUGGCCGUCUACACAGCUUAGCCAUUGAUGCAAUGGCGUUGAAACGAAUUCAGAAGGAGCUGUCUGACCUGCAGAAGGACCCACCUGCUCAGUGCUCUGCUGGACCAGUUGGGGAGGAUUUAUUUCAUUGGCAGGCAACAAUAAUGGGUCCGAGUGACAGCCCUUAUCAGAGCGGCGUGUUUUUCCUCACCAUUCACUUCCCGACAGACUACCCUUUCAAACCACCCAAAGUUGCAUUCACAACAAAAAUUUACCACCCUAAUAUCAACAGCAAUGGAAGUAUUUGUCUGGAUAUACUGAGAUCACAAUGGUCACCUGCACUUACAGUAUCAAAAGUAUUAUUGUCUAUCUGCUCUCUUCUUUGUGAUCCAAACCCGGACGACCCACUGGUACCAGAGAUUGCCCAUACAUACAAGGCUGACAGGGAAAGGUACAACAAAUCAGCAAGAGAAUGGACACAUAAGUAUGCAAUGUGAAAAUUCCAGGCAAAUCAAAAUACAAAUGAGAACAAAAGAAACACGUUUGAUUUGUAACUUGAGGCAAAUGAGCAACAGAGGUGAGGAAUAGGAGGAGGAGGAGGAGGAGGAGGAGGAAGUGAUACAAUGAGGUACAGUGCCACCUGGCUUUCCAUGUGCUGAGCUGCUACCAUGUGCUGUCCUUCAUGACUUGUGUGAAUCUGCUGAGCAGGACCUGAUGGGCUCCUUAAAGCACUCACAUAUGGAAUACCGGAAACUCUUCACAGUCCAUACCGCCACACUCAGACUUUAAACUGUUACUCCUGCUAUUGUGAUUUUCACUAUUGUUGUUGCUAUUCAUACUCAUCAUUUUCACUGUCAAUGAGUCAUAUUGUUGUGCUACUCCUGAAGCAACAUGUUUGAUUUGUUUUGGAGAUUGGCUCUCCCUUUAUUUUCAGAGGUACUGUCUGUGUCCCACUGGAUGUCUUGUUAUUGCUGUAUUUCCAUGUAUUUAGUGGCCUUUCUGUGUUAUGAUUUUUGGUAUAUGUGCAAUUGAGGCAGAAUGUUACCUGUUCAACUCAAAAUGGUGCAGUACCAUUACCAGCAGCUGAUCUGUUGGCACAUACUGUCUCUACCCCGUAACAAUGUGAAAGAUGCAAAGAAGGAUCAGUCUCUUAUCACCCACACUGCAUUUUAAAUUGCAACCGUAUUUAGUUUGUUUUGAGGACACUGUUGUGGGGCUACAUAGGGUGAUGUCAACUCCCAUUUUUCUCACAUGCCGUCAUUGCCCUUAUAUUCUGUAUAACACCCAUGGCUGGUAUCCAUAGUGCACAAAAUACUACUGUUUGACAUAUUACUUGUUGUAAGGCUAUGAACAUAGCUACUCUUUGGCAUAUAGCUGAGCCGUGUGCCACCUCCUCAGUACAGUUACUCAGGUAUCUAACCAAAUCAUUAGCCUUUACAUGGAGUGACCCAUUGUGAGAAAAAUGACCAGGUUGUGUAUCAUCAGCCUCCUUAAAAAUGUACUGAUCAAAGUUCACUGAAGAGACUCGUUGAUAAAAAGAAAGAUCUGCACUCCUGAAGUUCUUCAUGCAUCGAGGCCCUGACGGUCUUUGUUGCACAAAAAUAUGUGGUCCCAAAACUAGUCAUUUUGUCUCGGAGAGGGCCUUUUUCAUGAUCCCCCUCGAGUUCUUUUCAUUACCAUCUUCAUUUAUCUUUUAGCAACAUUUGGAUGUGAGUAGCUUUUAAACAAUGCCGUUUUCCUAAGAUGAAAUGGCCUUUGGUUACAGCUGGUGCCAGUUAUACUCAAAAUGGGAACUUAAACACACGUGGCAUUUUUCAGAACCUAUUCAUAUCAAGUCAUGUGCAUCUUGUUACUUGAGGUGAAGAAAUACAAUUUUCAUGACAGUUUCAUCUGCUAUAAACAUCAACUGAUUUGAAAAUUGUCAGAAUUUCUUUAUGUUCCUAUUCGGGUCUGCAAAGGUUUGUUUUGUUUUGGGAUUAACUAUCCACACUGACCGUUUCUCUCGGUGAAACAUUGGUGAGCUUUUGUAUUGUAUCUUUGAAAGCUUUAGUAAUGGAUACUUUUUUUUCUCAUUCAUUUCACCAGAAUUGAACAAGAUUGUGAUGUGUCAUAAUGUAAUAUUGGUUUUAAUAUAAUUAAUUGUGGCUGUUGGGUAAAAUAGUUAGGAAAUGCUAUGAUUUUUUCUCUUUUUUUCUUUUUUUUUUAGUCAUGGCUCAUAAUGUGCUGAUGCUGCCAAUAUAAAGGGAAUUGUUUGAUAUUAUAAAGGGGAAAAGAUUUAGCUUUUGAGGCAUUGAGUGGAUUCAUACCGAUAGGUCCAUACUAAAGCAUGAACAUUUGAUAGGCUUCGAUUGUAGAAUUAACACCAUGGUUCAGGCACCAAAUAUAGAUUGUCAUCAUUGUCAUCUGCUGUAGAGAAAAUUGUCUAAUCGAAUCAUCUUGAAAUACAGUAUAUGCUAAAAGGUUUUGAAAAUAUAUCCUCAAAAUGCAGUGAAAGUCUUUUUUGCUACCAGACCAGAAUUGAAAAUGACGUGCGUAAUAGUACUAGUUAAAACGUUGUGUGCAUUGUUCGUCUGGCUAUUUAUUUGAGAGCAGAGUAUCUUCCAACUGUACCAAUGAAUGCAGCCUCAAUUCAUCAUGUGAGUGGUGCGGCACUGACUUCACUUGUCCAGUGUGCUCAAUAGAGUUUUUAUAGGCAGCUUGGCAUGCUUUGCACUCUGGUGAACCUUCUCACAGCCAUUUGCCAGAUAUCAGGGAUUUCGUUACAAUUCAUCUGCCUAACACCUCUGACUAAAAUUUUAGCCUUAACCCUCAUUUUGUAUAUAUAGAGAGAACAUUGUCAUGAACUGUAAAUUUGCUAUCAGGGCUGUAUCGCCCAAUUGGGUGAUUCAUUUCAUCAAAAGACAUGGAAACCUGCUUGAACAGUAACAAUAUUUUUGUUGAAAAUGUCAGCCUGGUUUUCUUUAACAGCAGGACCAGCCUUCAUGCAUCUCAAAAUUUGGAAUAUGUCUGCUUGAAAUGCCACCAUGAACGUCCACUUGUCCUCACAUAGCCUACACAAGAUAACUAUUGACCUUGUCAUAACAUAUAAAUAAAGCUCAUCUUGGUUUACCGUU
Messenger RNA from Cyclopterus lumpus (lumpfish), 3339 nucleotides. RefSeq names its product ubiquitin-conjugating enzyme E2D 4 (putative) (gene ube2d4). The record is from RefSeq and is a predicted model, not a curated record. NCBI's taxonomy places the organism in Eukaryota, Metazoa, Chordata, Actinopteri, Perciformes, Cyclopteridae. The transcript is spliced from 7 exons. Gene Ontology annotation, cellular component: nucleus. The coding region runs from base 280 to 723 and encodes 147 amino acids. Gene Ontology annotation, molecular function: ubiquitin conjugating enzyme activity. Gene Ontology annotation, biological process: protein polyubiquitination; ubiquitin-dependent protein catabolic process.